AAAAAUUUUAUACUCAUAAAUUGAAUCAUAUCCAGCGAUGCAUAAUCAAAAAUAUUAGAGCUUUAUAAGGCGAACUAUAUUCACUACAGAAUCUCAUUACACUUCCAUAGUCUAGUAAACAGGAGAAGAAGAUCAUACAGAAGACUGUUGAGAGAUUAAACAAAACAGAAAAAUGGGUAGCAGUUAUUUUGGAGAAUUAAGUAUUGGUGGAGGAUCAAAUGGAAGAUCUACUAGUUCUGGGUCUGGUUCUUCAUCAAAGAAAGGAAAGAAAAGCAACUCAGACAAACCUAAACAACCACAAAGAGGACUUGGUGUUGCUCAGCUUGAGAAGAUUAGAUUACAUCAACAAUUGGGUUGUGCUUAUGUUCCUCCUAAUUCUCCUUUUCAUCAUCAUCAGGAAGAUGUGAGAGUACUAGAAACAACAUAUUCAUCGAUUCCUUCGUCUUCGUAUUCUUCAUCACCAUCUUAUGGUUAUCAUCCUCAACAUCAUCAUCCUAAUAUCAUGAUGGGCUAUAGAGAGAUGGAAGGAACUGAUGCUCGAUAUUUGGAUGCUCAAUCUUGUAAUACAACUAGAUGGAUCAAUCAAAACAAUGGUCUCUUUGGCGGUCAGUACGCCACCCAACCUGGCAUGACUAGGCCGCUAAUGAGCUUUAACUUGGAGGAUUCAGCGCAAACAAAGAAAACAAGGAAAGAUAGGUGCAACUCAAUGGGGUCGAGCAGCCAAUACUCGGGGGAAUACUCAAAUGAAGAAAUAGAUUUGGAUCUGAAGCUAUCUCUCUAAUUAGUUCGAUUUCACCCCGAUAAAUUCUUGUGCAAUUCAUAAGAAGGCAGUGGGUUUCACAUUUUCAUCUAUAAUAGUUGGUUCAACAAGCAUAACUGUGUUGAACUUUUUAAAUGUACGUACACAGAUCAAUUGCGUUAAUUUUGUUGUGGAUUAGUACUCCAUCCUUUCCUAUGCAAUGGAAGAUGAUAGAGUUAUUAUCUGCAUAAUACAUGAUAAGUUUAUAAAACAAUUCUUCUUGCUGAUAUUUUUUUCUUGACUAUUAUU
This is a messenger RNA of Papaver somniferum (opium poppy), 1048 nucleotides long. RefSeq names its product protein SPEAR1-like. Gene Ontology annotation, molecular function: DNA-binding transcription factor activity. The record is from RefSeq and is a predicted model, not a curated record. The transcript is spliced from 5 exons. Lineage: Eukaryota; Viridiplantae; Streptophyta; Magnoliopsida; Ranunculales; Papaveraceae. Bases 173 to 781 code for a protein of 202 amino acids.